Lepidothrix coronata (blue-crowned manakin) is the source of this 3084-nucleotide messenger RNA. RefSeq names its product mutL homolog 1 (gene MLH1). The transcript is spliced from 20 exons. Gene Ontology annotation, biological process: mismatch repair. Lineage: Eukaryota; Metazoa; Chordata; Aves; Passeriformes; Pipridae. Gene Ontology annotation, molecular function: ATP binding; ATP-dependent DNA damage sensor activity; mismatched DNA binding. Bases 1 to 2472 code for a protein of 823 amino acids. The record is from RefSeq and is a predicted model, not a curated record. Gene Ontology annotation, cellular component: MutLalpha complex.
AUGGGGCCCGCAGGUCCGACAUACAUCCCCCCUAGGGGCCGUGGCCACACACAGCGGGGUCCCGGCCACCCCUUCCCGGGCCCCAGACGCCGCGCGCCCUCCCGCCGGCAGGAGGCGCGCUCCCUCCCGCGCUGCGCGCCCCCGCGGCACCCCGCCCCCGGCGCGUCCCCGCGCCGCUCCCCGCGCGGCGGCGGCCGGGGCCGCGCGCCUGUCCCCGCACUCAUGGCCGGCGUGAUCCGGCGGCUGGAUGAGGCCGUGGUGAACCGCAUCGCGGCCGGCGAGGUCAUCCAGAGGCCGGCCAACGCCAUCAAGGAGAUGAUCGAGAACUGUUUGGAUGCUAAAUCUACAAGUAUCCAGGUAAUAGUUAAAGAAGGUGGUUUGAAGCUCAUCCAGGUCCAAGAUAACGGCUGUGGUAUCAGAAAAGAAGAUCUGAACAUUGUAUGUGAGAGAUUUACUACUAGUAAACUGCAAAAAUUUGAAGAUUUGGCUAGUAUUUCUACAUAUGGUUUUAGGGGCGAGGCAUUGGCGAGCAUCAGUCAUGUUGCCCAUGUUACAGUAACAACUAAAACAGCUGAUGCUAAGUGUGCAUUCAGAGCUACUUACAGUGAUGGAAAAAUUAAAGCCCCUCCGAAACCCUGUGCUGGAAACCAAGGAACUCAGAUCACAGUUGAAGAUCUCUUUUACAAUGUAAAUACAAGGAGAAAAGCUUUGAAAAACCCAAAUGAAGAAUAUGCAAAAAUACUAGAAGUUGUUAGCAGGUAUGCCAUCCAUAACUCAGGCAUCAGCUUUUCAGUUAAAAAGCAAGGUGAUACCGUGUCAGAUGUUAGAACCCUAUCCAACGCCUCAACAGUGGACAACAUUAGGUCCAUCUUUGGAAAUGCUGUUAGCAGGGAACUGAUAGAAGUGGGCUGUGAAGAUGCAAAUCUGGCCUUUAAAAUGAAAGGUUACAUCACGAAUGCAAACUACUCUGUGAAGAAAUGUAUAUUUUUACUCUUCAUAAACCAUCGGUUGGUAGAGUCAGCCGCUUUGCGGAAAGCCAUAGAAACUGUGUACGCUGCUUAUUUGCCAAAAAGUACCCAUCCAUUCCUAUACUUAAGUCUGGAAAUAGCUCCCCAAAAUGUAGAUGUGAACGUGCACCCUACAAAACAUGAAGUCCAUUUUCUUCAUGAAGACAGUAUUCUAGAGCGUGUGCAACAGCAUGUAGAGAGCAAGUUAUUGGGCUCUAAUUCUUCAAGGAUGUACUUCACUCAGACACUGCUUCCAGGGGCUGACUCUUCUUCCAGUGAGGUUGCAAAAUCAGCAGCCAACUCUUCUGGGGUUACCAAAGGAACCAGUGAUAAAGUUUACGCACAUCAGAUGGUCCGCACUGAUUCCCGAGAGCAGAAAUUGGAUGCUUUUCUUCAGCCAGUGAACAACCCCCCAAAUACAGGCCCCACUGAAGUGACAACAGAGGUUGAUGCAGGACCUCCAGAGGGUGCAAGCAGACCACAGGAUGCUGAAAUGGAAGAAGUCAGUGAUCUGGUUGAAAUGGCUGAUGUUCAGGAGGACAUAGGGAAGCCUGGAGGGCUGAGUGAGAGUGGGCACUUGUCUCGCGAGACAGUACCUUCUCGAAAGAGACCACGGGAAGACACAGACAUAGAAAUGGAGGAAGAUGACACCACAAAGGACAUGACUGCUGCCUGCACCCCUAGAAGAAGAAUUAUCAAUUUGACUAGUGUAUUGACUCUCCAGGAGGAAAUCAGUAACCAGGGACAUGCAAAACUUCAGGAGAUGCUGCGUGAUCACUCCUUUGUUGGCUGUGUCAGUCCACAGUGGGCUCUGGCCCAAUAUCAGACAAAACUGUACCUUCUCAAUACAACAAAACUCAGCCAAGAACUCUUCUACCAGAUACUUAUUUAUGACUUUGCAAACUUCGGAGUCUUAAGGUUAUCUGAGCCAGCUCCUUUAUAUGAACUUUCAAUGCUUGCUUUAGAGGAUCCUGAAAGUGGCUGGACGGAAGAAGAUGGCCCAAAAGAAGGGCUUGCUGAGUACAUUGUGGAGUUUCUGAAACAGAAGAUUGAGAUGUUGAAGGAUUAUUUUUCUCUUGAAAUUGAUGAGGAAGGAAAUCUUAUUGGGUUACCACUUCUGAUAGACAACUAUGUUCCACCGCUUGAAGGACUGCCUAUGUUUAUCCUUCGAUUGGCCACAGAGGUAAACUGGGAUGAAGAAAAGGAGUGUUUUGAAAGCCUAAGUAAAGAACUUUCCAUGUUCUACUCCAUCAGAAAGCAGUAUAUAAUAGGUGAAGCCAAUCCAACAAACUCUCAGAAUGAAGAUUCUGACUCUGGUUCAAAAACAUGGAAAUGGACUGUGGAACAUGUGAUUUACAAAGCUUUUAGGACUCAUCUUUUGCCUCCUGAACACUUCGCAGAAGAUGGCAACAUUUUGCAGCUUGCUAACCUGCCUGACCUGUAUAAAGUUUUUGAAAGAUGUUGAGCAAGUAGUUACUACAGACCGUUUUUUUAGAUAGGCACCAUUCCUUUUAUGUUCAGUUUUACAUAGUAGAAAUAAAGCUGGAAUCUUGAUGGAGGAAAGAAAAAGAGAGGAUUUAGUAUCAUACCGAACUACUAACAUGACAGCAAAUGGUCUAUUUUCCUUCUGUUGAUCAAAAUAUAAAAAGAAUAAUUUUAGCUUUUUUUAAACACAACCCAAGUUCCUAAAAUAAAAUUUCCACUUAUGCUCUGAGUUUCCCUAUUAACCUAUCUGCUAACAGAAUACAAUUUCUACUGCAGAAAAUUAAGUGGGUUAAGUGAUUGUGAAAGAAGAUGGAGCUUAAUUUAGUUGAAAUGUGAGUGCUUUAACUUUGUUUGCUUCUUGAAAGUGAAACGGAAAAAGGCAGCUAACCUGUUUUAUGACUCUUGUCUGGCAGUAUCUGCAAUGAGAAUAUACAUGCAAAGCACUUAAAAAUCAUCUGUUACUAGAGAAGUUAGUCUUGUAAUAUUUUAGGCCCCUUGCUGAUAUAAGGCAAACCCCUUCCCUCUUAAUUAAGGAAUCAGAAAAUAGAAAUGGGAAUGGUCUGGCAGAUAGUAAAUGAGUAUGCAAACAUAA